GGUCACCAGAGUAGUGUAUCCACCUUGUUGUGCAACCAAUUGCUUCUCCACGACUCGCUCGCAACGAAUCUACAAAAUAGCCUAAUAUUCUUUGGCCAAGCCGAAUAUACUUUAGCCUGAAGCUCUUGUUCACGGGCCAUGGACUAUACACGAAUCGGCCGAUCUUCUACCGUUCCUGCACGAGUCGGUAUAAAGGGGGUCGAUGGCCUGGUCUUGGGGGAUUCUCUCGAUUCUCAAGGCAUCUGCUCGUCUUUUAGAAUGUCAUCAUGAGGAUUCUCUUUUUUCUCGCAUCUUUAGGCCUCGUGGCCGCUGAAAACGGCUUAGAUGGCUGGCUUCGUUACGCUCCACUACCGUGCUCCCACCCAUGUCAAUCCAAGCUUCCUGCUAGCAUUGUGGUGCUCAACGCGACCGAGACGAGCCCCGUAUAUGUUGCAGGCUCAGAAAUACAGGACGGAUUGAAGAGUAUCUAUGGUACUCGUGCUACAAUCAGUAAGGACCAAUGCAAAGAAUCUUCCUCUGCCAUUGUCGUCGGCACCGUGGAACAGUAUCGCAAGGCUUGUGGAUCCGGGGGCGAAAUUCCAGACCUCGAAGAGGAUGGGUUCUGGCUCAGCACCGAAGGGCAGAAGAUCCGUAUUCUCGGAUCCACUGAGCGUGGUGCACUCUACGGUGCCUUUGAGUAUCUGUCGAUGCUGGCACAGGGCAACUUCUCCAAGGUCUCCUACGCCACCAGCCCAUCUGCACCAAUUCGCUGGGUGAACCAAUGGGACAAUAUGGACGGUAGAAUUGAGCGAGGCUACGGGGGCCCUUCGAUAUUCUUCAAUAAUGGCGCCAUCGUCGACGACCUGACUCGAGUCAAGCAAUAUGCCCGGCUGCUCGCCUCGAUUCGAAUCAACGCCGUGGUGGUCAACAACGUCAACGCCAACGCUACUUUACUUGCCCCGGACAACCUUAAGGGACUUGGUCGAAUCGCGGAUGUUUUCAGGCCAUACGGUAUUCGGGUCGGCAUUUCGCUCAAUUUUGCAUCCCCCGAAGACCUGGGUGGGCUAGACACUUUCGAUCCGCUCGAUGCGUCGGUCAUCACUUGGUGGAGUAACAUCACCGAGCAGGUGUACCAUCAUGUCCCCGAUAUGGCAGGCUACUUGGUCAAGGCUGAUUCGGAAGGACAGCCGGGUCCUCAGACAUACAAUCGCACACUGUCCGAGGGUGCGAACCUCUUCGCCAAGGCAGUGCAGCCGUACGGCGGUAUUGUCAUGUUCCGUGCGUUUGUCUACAACCAACUGAACGAGUCGAACUGGUCAGCAGAUCGUGCCAAUGCCGCUGUAGACUUUUUCAAAGACCUAGAUGGCCAAUUUGAUGAGAAUGUUGUGGUGCAAAUUAAAUACGGACCUAUCGAUUUCCAGGUUCGCGAGCCAGCAUCUCCCUUAUUCGCUAAUCUCUUCAACACGAGCACUGCUAUUGAGCUCGAGGUCACCCAGGAGUAUCUGGGCCAACAGUCGCAUCUCGUCUAUCUACCUCCUCUGUGGAAGACUAUCUUAGAUUUCGAUAUGCGGGUGGAUGGCAAGCCUUCUCUCGUACACGAUCUUUAUACUGGCAAGCGCUUCAAUAGGAAAUUAGGUGGCUCAGCUGCUGUGGUCAAUGUUGGUACCAACACGACUUGGUUGGGAAGUCAUUUGGCUAUGUCAAACCUGUACGCAUACGGCCGACUUGCAUGGAAUCCGGCAGAUGAUGCCAUGACCAUACUGCAAGACUGGAUCCGUUUAACAUUUGGGCUGGAUCAAACAGUGCUCAGUACUAUUACGAAUAUUUCGAUGGAGUCAUGGCCUGCCUAUGAGGGAUACAGCGGAAACCUGGGAAUCCAAACACUGACCGAUAUCCUGUACACUCACUACGGACCCAAUCCUGCCUCCCAGGAUAACAAUGGAUGGGGUCAGUGGACCCGCGCAGACCACAAUGGCAUUGGAAUGGAUCGCACUGUGAGCAAUGGCACGGGCUUCUCAGGGCAGUAUCCCGACGAGAUUGCUGCUAUGUACGAAAACAUCGACACUACGCCGGAUGAUUUGCUGCUGUGGUUUCAUCAUGUCAAUUACACACAUACCUUGCAAUCUGGCAAGACAGUCAUUCAGCACUUCUACGAUGCACACUACACCGGGGCGGCGACAGCGCAGACAUUCUCCAAACAGUGGGAGUCACUGAAGGGAAAGAUUGAUGAUGAACGAUACAACCACGUCCUCCGUCGACUUGACUACCAGUCUGGGCAUUCGAUCAUCUGGAGAGAUGCGAUCAACAACUUCUACUACAACCUCUCUGGUAUUCCUGACGCAGCCAACCGGGCGAACCAUCACCCAUGGCGUAUCGAAGCAGAGAGCAUGAAGUUGGACGGAUACAAGCCGUAUACGGUGAGCCCUUUCGAGACCGCUUCUGGUUCCGUUGCUAUUGUGACUGCCUCGAACGAGACUGUGGGCACGGCUACCACCACGAUCAACUUCGCCUCUGGAACAUACGAUCUGGCAGUGAACUACUAUGAUAUAUACGGAGGGGAGUCUCAAUGGCAGAUUUACUUGAAUGACAAGCAAGUUGGUGAAUGGGUGGGCAAUAGUGAGUAUGUCUAUAGCCACACCCCUUCUAUCUAUCUAGAUGGCCACUCUGCUAUUCGUGUCAAGUUCCGUGGUGUCAAAGUCAAGGAAGGCGACACACUGAAGAUUGUGGGCAGGCCCGAUGGCGUUGAGCCAGCUCCUCUGGACUAUGUCUCAUUCUUGCCGGAGGGGUUGGUGGAUUGAGGGUUUGGGUUACUUGACUCGAUAUAUAUAGAACGGCCG
This is a messenger RNA of Penicillium brasilianum, 2816 nucleotides long. Lineage: Eukaryota; Fungi; Ascomycota; Eurotiomycetes; Eurotiales; Aspergillaceae. The record is from the annotation of a GenBank genome assembly.